Molecule: messenger RNA, 809 nt
Organism: Leopardus geoffroyi (Geoffroy's cat)
Lineage: Eukaryota; Metazoa; Chordata; Mammalia; Carnivora; Felidae
Gene: CNPY2
Product: canopy FGF signaling regulator 2
Exons: 6
Coding region: 139-687 (182 amino acids)
Cellular component (GO): endoplasmic reticulum
Source: RefSeq, a predicted model, not a curated record
GGAGAAGCCUGGACAGCCUCGCUCCCCCGCAGCCAGGUGCUACGGUCGGGAGUAAAGUGAGAGUCCGGCCGUCUUCGAGCGCCUGGGCCACGGCGGCGGCCCUGGGAGCAGAGGUGGAGCAACCCCAUUACUCUAAAGAUGAAAGGCUGGGGUUGGCUGGCCCUGCUUCUGGGGGUCCUGCUGGGAACUGCCUGGGCUCGGAGGAGCCAGGAUCUACAUUGUGGAGCUUGCAGGGCUCUGGUGGAUGAACUAGAGUGGGAAAUCGCCCAGGUGGAUCCCAAGAAGACCAUUCAGAUGGGCUCUUUCCGAAUCAAUCCAGAUGGCAGCCAGUCAGUGGUGGAGGUGCCUUAUGCUCGCUCAGAGGCCCACCUCACAGAGCUGCUAGAGGAGGUAUGUGACCGGAUGAAGGAGUAUGGGGAACAAAUUGACCCUUCCACCCACCGCAAGAACUACGUACGUGUAGUGGGCCGGAAUGGAGAAUCCAAUGAACUGGACCUACAGGGCAUCCGAAUUGAUUCAGACAUCAGUGGCACUCUCAAGUUUGCGUGUGAGAGCAUUGUGGAGGAAUAUGAGGAUGAACUCAUUGAAUUCUUUUCCCGAGAGGCUGACAAUGUUAAAGACAAACUUUGUAGUAAGCGAACAGAUCUAUGUGACCAUGCCCUGCACAUAUCGCAUGAUGAGCUAUGAACCACUGGAGCGGCCCAGACUGACAGGCUUGAUGGAUCACCCCCAGGAGGGGAAGAGGGUGGCAAUGCCUUUUAUAUUAUGUUUUUAUUGAAAUGAACUGAAAAAUUGUGAAACCAAAAGUA